AAAACAUGUGAUGAUAAUAAUUUAAAUAAUCAAAUAUCUGAUAUAAAUAACAAUACAAACAAAACAAAUAGGAAAUAUCGGAAUAGUGAUGAAAUAAUAAUACCAAAUAUUAAUAUAAAUUUAAAUAAUAAUAAUAAUAAUAAUAAUAAUAUUUAUAAUAAUAAUUAUAUUGGCAAUUUUAAUAAUUACGAACUUAACAAUGUAAAUAAUGUAAAGGAUAAUGGCGAUCAAGAAGAUGAUGAUGAAGAAGAUAUAGAUGAAGAUUAUGAAGAAGAAAUUGAUUCUUAUUAUACUAGUGGGAACACAACUAGUAGUAAUUCGAGUAGUAGUGGUGGUAGUAGUGGUGAUAAUUCACCAAUCCCAAUAACCAACUCAUUUAUAAACCACGCUCUAACUACCAACAACUAUAAAAACAACUAUAAUGGUUUAUUUAUGCCAACAAACACUACCAACCCAACAAACAAUAGUAUUUUAAACAAUAAUAUUUUAUUUGACCAACUUUCAAAUUAUAACCUAAACAAUGGGAAUAACAAUCAAAACAAUAAUAUUAUAUUUGGUUUAAAAAGUUCACAAAUAUCUAAUAAUCAUAAUUACUUAAAUAAUAAUAACUAUAACCAUAGUAAUAACAAUAUUAAAUGUAAUUUUAAUAGUAUUAAUAGUAUUAAUAGUAUUAACAAAAAUAAUAAUAUAAACAUAAUAAAAAGCUACAAUUUGGACGAUAAGUUAAAAUGUCGACAUAAUCAAUGCCCAUAUACAAAGAAUUUUUCGACUAUUAAAACAAGAAAUCGUCAUGAAAAAAAAACAAAGCAUUUGUGUAAUAGCGAUGUUGAUUGUUUUGGUUGCAUUAAAUGGAAAGGACCACCUCAAAUUCAAUCUGAAGAUCAAAUUAAAGAUCCCAAAAGAAAGAAAUGUAUACACAACGGCUGCACUUUUUAUGCAAUUAAAAAAAACUAUGGACACCACUUAAGAUGUUGCCAUCACGUUGAACAUAAAAACUCUAUUAGCAAAGUAGGCAGGCAAACUAUAUUUGAUCCAACAUGCCUUGGUUGCAAAUGGGUAAUGCAAAUGGAUGAAAUUAAUAAAUUAAGAUUUAACCCAAACAAACCCAAUCCAUCAAAUGAAAAUACUCCUAUUUUCCACACUCAACCCAAUCCAAAGUUAAUAAACUCUUCAAAUUUAUUUAAAAAACAUAAAAAAAAUACAAAUAAUAUUUUCAAUUACAACAACAGCAACAACAACAACAUUAACAACAAUAACAACAAUACCAUCAAUAAUAAUAAAUCAAAUAACAAUAGUGAUGAAGAUGAUGAAGAUGACUACAACUAUGAAGAUUUUGAUUAUUAUAAUGGGAUGGAUGCUGAUGACAAUUAUGACGAUGAUUGUUAA
Molecule: messenger RNA, 1386 nt
Organism: Dictyostelium purpureum
Lineage: Eukaryota; Evosea; Eumycetozoa; Dictyosteliales; Dictyosteliaceae
Exons: 1
Source: RefSeq, a predicted model, not a curated record